Sitophilus oryzae (rice weevil) is the source of this 825-nucleotide messenger RNA. RefSeq lists its product as uncharacterized. Bases 1 to 825 code for a protein of 274 amino acids. NCBI's taxonomy places the organism in Eukaryota, Metazoa, Arthropoda, Insecta, Coleoptera, Curculionidae. The record is from RefSeq and is a predicted model, not a curated record. The transcript has 3 exons.
AUGAGACCAGGAUAUGCCUCUAUGAUAGCGACCGAAGAAGAAAAGUGUUCCAGAGGCCAGAUGAGCGAUUCGCAGAAUGCUGCAUUGAGGAGCGGAUUGCUUAUGGAGGGACUCAAGACAGGAUGUUCCUUAGCCCCUCUACUCUUUAAGAUAUAUGUCAAAGAGGCUCUGAAAAAAUGGAAAAGAAGAUGUGGUGGAAUGGGCCUACCAAUCGGGGAUUCUAUGCUCUAUACUCUUCUCUUCGCCGAUGACCAGGUUUUGAUAACAGGAGAUCGAGAUGAUGCUCUACAUGCUGAGGGUGCUUUAGGAACAGUUAGAACAAUUUGGAUUGAUUGUAAAUAUAAAAAAGACCGAAUACAUCAUAGUGAUUUGGAUAAUGGUAUGGGCAAAGCAAUAAAAAACUGCUCCAAAUUUAAAUACCUUGGAGUUACUCUUCCCUUAAAUGGCAAAAAAUCUUCUAGAAUAUCAAGAAGAACGAAACAGAUGGUAUAUAACUCUAUCUUUGAAUCUGUUUGUACCUACGGAAUGGAGACGUGGGAACUUAUAAGGAGAAGCAAAGAUAGAUUACUUGCACUUGAAAUGGACUAUUGGAAGCGUAGCAACAGAACAUCUCCCCUAGAACAUGUAAGAAAUGUUUGUAUAAGAGAGGAGAUGAAAGUAAAUGGUACUAUCUUGGAUACGAUAGAAUCCAAGCGAUUGCUAUGGUUUGGCCACCUUCAAAAAAUGGAAGAUGUAAGAAUACCCAAGAGAGUAUGGAACUCGAUCCCAGUAAAGAAAAGAAAACGAGGAAGACCUGCAAGAACAUGGCUCCUUGUUGCAGGAUGA